AUGACCGAAACUGCUGGCGCGGCCAUCCUCUUGACCUUGCAAGUGGCGACCGUCGCCACCCUGCUGGUCUUACCUCCGGCCACCCUGAUGGCCUACGUGCUAGCGCGCUAUCGUUUUCCUGGCCACACUGCUAUCGCCACCUUGGUCGGCCUGCCGCUGGUGUUACCGCCUACCGCGGUGGGCUUCGUCAUCCUGCAGCUGCUGGCCCGAGAUGGGCUGCUGGGCACCGCGAGUCUGGGCUUUGACUUGGACAUCCUGCUGACCUGGAAGGCGGCGGUCCUGGCCGCCACGGUGAUGGCCUUACCGCUAGUCGUCCGUACCGCCCGGGUCGCCUUCGAGGGCGUCGACCCAAGGCUCGAGAUGAUGGCCCGCACCCUCGGCCACGGCCGGCUCGAGACUUUCUGCCGGACCACCUUGCCGCUGGCCGCCCGAGGCCUUCUGGCGGCGGCGAUCCUCGGCUUUACCCGAGCCAUUGGCGAAUUCGGUGCCACCGUCAUCCUGGCCGGCAACAUCCCCGGCCGAACCCAGACCCUGGCGGCGGCGAUCUUCUCUGCCCAGCAGGUCGGCGACGACCGCACCGCCUACCUUCUGCUAGGACUGGCCCUGUUGAUCGGCAUUGUCGCCAUCGCCGCCUCCGAGCGCCUGGCGAGGCGCCGGCCACCAACACGGGAACCCUGA
Nerophis lumbriciformis (worm pipefish) is the source of this 678-nucleotide messenger RNA. Lineage: Eukaryota; Metazoa; Chordata; Actinopteri; Syngnathiformes; Syngnathidae. The record is from RefSeq and is a predicted model, not a curated record.